AUGAUUGAAGAAGUAAAGACUGUUGCAAAGCUUGCUGUUGAAGAGGAUCAAAAAGCUGAGGAAGAACAGAAAAAGAAUGAGAAGGUGAAGAUUGUCAGUGAUGAUGGUGCUGAUAACGAAAAGAUACAAGAGAUGAAACAGACAAAAACAGCUGAGCAUGCCGAGGUGUCAAUCACUGAGGUAAAUUCUGAUUCUAAAAUCUUAAAUUCAAUUGAACAAUGCAAGAAAUGCAUGGAAACAUGUAGAGCUUAUCAAUCAAGUCUUUUCUUCGGUUGCCCACCCCAAGGGAACGGGCAAGUCGAGCAGAUAAAUCGAAGAAUUGUUGAUGGGAUAAAGAGAAGGCUUGGUUAUGAGGGAAAAGGUUGGGCGGAUGAAUUACCAAACGUGAUGUGGGCUCACCGAACGUUGCACAAGACCAGUAACGGAGAAACACCGUUCAGUCUUACUUACGGCACAGAGGCCGUAAUCCCCGCAGAGACCGGAUUACCGAACCAAAGGUAUAAAGCUUGGGAGGAAAAUGAGUGUGAGCUCCAAUCCAAUCUUGAUCUGCUCGAAGAACGUCGGAAUAUCGCAGCGAUCAAAGAAGCCCGAUACAAAAAGAAGAUCGAGAAGUACUAUAAUGCCCGUGCCAAGCUUUACAAAUUCAAGGUCGGGGACUAUGUGCUCCGAAGCAAUGAUGCGAGCCGCGUUGAAGUCCCGGGCAAGCUAACCCCAAAGUGGGAAGGACCGUACCGAGUCAAAGAAGCUAGUGAAAAAGGCUCGUACGUGUUGGAAAAAAUAGAUGGAACCCCAGUCCCCAGGACAUGGAACGGGGUGCACCUUAAGAAAUGCUUCAUGUAA
Messenger RNA from Helianthus annuus (common sunflower), 840 nucleotides. RefSeq lists its product as uncharacterized. Gene Ontology annotation, molecular function: nucleic acid binding. Lineage: Eukaryota; Viridiplantae; Streptophyta; Magnoliopsida; Asterales; Asteraceae. Bases 1 to 840 code for a protein of 279 amino acids. The record is from RefSeq and is a predicted model, not a curated record. The transcript is spliced from 2 exons.